Molecule: messenger RNA, 1095 nt
Organism: Ailuropoda melanoleuca (giant panda)
Lineage: Eukaryota; Metazoa; Chordata; Mammalia; Carnivora; Ursidae
Product: fructose-bisphosphate aldolase A-like
Exons: 1
Coding region: 1-1095 (364 amino acids)
Biological process (GO): glycolytic process
Molecular function (GO): fructose-bisphosphate aldolase activity
Source: RefSeq, a predicted model, not a curated record
AUGCCUCACCAGUUCCCCGCCCUGACCCCGGAGCAGAAGAAGGAGCUCUCCGAUAACGCACAGAAGAUCGUGGCCAAAGGCAAGGGCAUCCUUGCAGCUGAUGAGUCCACAGGCAGUAUCGCUAAGCGUUUGAGCUCAAUCAAUGUGGAGAAUACAGAAGAGAACCGCCGCUUCUACCGCCAGCUCCUCUUCACCGCUGAUGACCGAGUCAACCCCUGCAUCGGUGGCGUCAUCCUCUUUCAUGAAACCCUCUACCACCAUGCCGAUGACAAGCGCACCUUCGUUCAGGUCAUCAAGGACAAGGGGGCUGUGGUUGGAAUCAAGGUUGACAAAGGUGUUGUCCCACUGGCUGGAACCAACGGAGAGACCACAACUCAAGGUUUGGAUGGGCUCGCUGAACGCUGCGCUCAGUACAAGAAAGAUGGUGCCGACUUUGCCAAGUGGCGUUGUGUUCUGAAGAUCUCUGAGCAUACCCCCUCCAAUCUGGCCAUCAUUGAGAAUGCCAACGUCCUGGCCCGUUACGCCAGCAUCUGCCAACAGCAUUGCAUCGUUCCCAUUGUGGAGCCUGAGGUGUUGCCUGAUGGAGACCAUGACCUUAAACGCUGCCAGUACGUCACUGAGAAGGUCCUGGCUGCUGUCUACAAGGCCUUGAGUGAUCACCAUGUGUAUCUCGAGGGUACUCUGUUGAAGCCCAACAUGGUGACCCCAGGGCAUGCCUGCACCAAGAAGUUCUCUCCUGAGGAGGUAGCAAUGGCAACUGUCACUGCUCUGCGCCGUACCGUUCCCCCUGCUGUCGCUGGCAUCACCUUCCUGUCCGGUGGGCAGAGUGAGGAGGAAGCCACCAUUCAUCUGAAUGCCAUCAACAAGUGCCCACUGCACCGACCUUGGCCAGUCACUUUCUCUUACGGUCGCGCCCUGCAGGCUUCUUGUCUAAAGGCAUGGGGUGGCAAGAAGGAGAACGUCAAGAAUGCACAGGAGGAGUACAUCAAGCGCGCGCUGGCCAACAGCUUGGCUUGCCAGGGCAAGUAUGUUCCUAGUGCCCAGGCUGGAGCAGCUGCUGGAGAAUCCCUCUUCGUCUCCAACCAUGCCUAUUAA